Molecule: messenger RNA, 2514 nt
Organism: Myodes glareolus (Bank vole)
Lineage: Eukaryota; Metazoa; Chordata; Mammalia; Rodentia; Cricetidae
Product: testis-expressed protein 13C-1-like
Molecular function (GO): mRNA binding
Source: RefSeq, a predicted model, not a curated record
AGGCAGUCACAACUAAGUACAGAGAGCUUUGUGAGAGGAUAAGCUUCUCUGUUUUUUGAAGAAGUAAGGUGAAGAGGAAGGAGGUAAAUGAGGAAACAAGGAUUCGACAUGGACUGAAGUAGGACUGAAUCUGGAGGGGAAGGGGCAGUAAUUAAGCCACAUGUGUGGCAACUGUGUCGGUAACCAUAGCGGAGGUACAUGAGAGUAUUAAUUGGCUAAGCUGCAAAAGUCAUGGCAGUUGAAUUUGGAGACCAUAGCAGUGGCUUCCACCACAAUGAAGUAAUCAGAUUCAUUAACAAUGAAGUCCUUAUGAAUGGAGGGGGUCCAGAAUUCUAUAUGACCUUUCGAUCUCGGUCUUGGAAUGAGAUUGAAGACCACCUUCAUAACAUCCUUGUUAAUCCGAAAGUGCCACGUUCCCUCAAGAGGGCUUAUACCUGGAGUGCUUUGGCUUUGAGUGUGAGAGUAGGUGCUAGGCAACGUGAGCAGCAGGCACGAAAAGUUGGGAGGCUACAGGAACAAGUGGGAGAGCGUGAAACAGCUUCCUGGACUCUGGCCUCUGAACUACAGAGGUUGCGAGAGGAGAGGGACCAGGCAGCAGCUCAACUUGUUUCUACACAGACAGCGCUACAUGAGGCAAUGGAUGAGCGUGAAAUACUGCGUGGGAGGCUGCUUCAAGCACAGAGGUCUGCCUUGCCUGAUGUGCGUGAACCUAAAAUGCAACAGGGUAGUGCAUCAGUGUGGUCCCUUGAAAAAGAAGAGCAGGAAGAGUGGCGAUCUAGAGAGACCCAGAACAUGCCCAAUUUGGAGGGCCAGAUGCCUGUCCCACCGGUCUUGUCUUAUUUGCCAGGACUUCCAGGUCCUUGGGUACAAUCAGUGCAACCCUUUCUUCGAAUGCCUGUGCCACAUCCACUACCACUCAAUACUCAAAUUCCCUUGGCAUUCCCAUAUUCAACACCUGUGCCAUGCCCAUUAGUGAUGGAAUCAAGAGCAACAACAGCAGCCAUGGCUACAGUUGUACCUCAGAUAGCUCCUGCAGCAAUCUACCCACCUGGCUUGUGGGUUUCAAUGGGGUCACAGGAAGCAACAGCUUCUGCUUGUGGGCAAACUUUCCAUAGGCAAAACAAAUAUCCUGAGAACAUCAAGGAUGAAAGACAUUUGGAAAACAGUGUAAGCCACUGUGAAGAAGGUUCAAAGAAACCCCAAGAAACACCACUCCAUGGGGACAGCAACAACAACCACAAGGAAAGUCAUGUCACAUCCCAGAAGGAGGUUGUCACUGAAAAGAAAAGUCCAGUGAAGGAGCAGGUAACCGCUGCACUCGAGGUCAACAGUGAUCAUAGCAUAAAGGAAGAACAAGUAAUGCUCCAGAGGAUGACUUCCCAGAGAAAUGAAACCAGCUACACCAAGAAGAAAUAUCCAGGGAAUCCCAGGAAGGUGGUUGACCUAAGUGAUAACAUCAGCCAUAGCACUAAGGAAGAUUCAGUAACUGCCCAGGAAACAGCUACCCAGGUGAACAAAACAAGCCCAACCCUGAAAGAAUAUCCAGGAAUUCUUCUCCAGAGGCCAGACCUGGGAAGCAGUGUUAGCAGUGAACAGAAAGAGAACCCAAAGAUAUCCCAGGGCACAGAUGUUCUGGGAGAAGAUAACACAAACACAUUUCAGCAGAUGACAACCCUGCCUACUGAUGCAAGCCCUAGUUUGAAGAAAGAUCAGGGGACUGACAAGAGCCAGGGCCAAAAAGAAGAGUCAAACAGUUUCCAGGCCAGCCCCCUAAGAAAAAGUUAUUCUCUGACUAAAUGCCCCUCAAAACAACUUCCUCCAAAGCAAAAUAUCAAGCAACCUCAAGCGAUAAAACCCUUCGAAUACAUGCAUCCUCAAGGGGUAGGCGUCUUUGAAUCCAUUCAACCUCAAAGGGUAGGGGCCUUCGAAUCCAUGCAACCUCAAAGAGUAAUGGCCUUUGAUUCCAUGCAAUCCCAAGGAGUAAUGGCCUUCGAAUCCAUGCAACCCCAAGGAGUAAUGGCCUUCGAAUUAAAGCAACCUCAAGGGGUAAAGGCCUUUGAAUUCAAGCAAACUCAAGGGGCAAAAUCCUUUGAAACCAAACAACAGGAGAAACCCCUCUCAUAUCAUACUUCAGCGAAUUGGGUCUGCUCAUUAUGUAAAGCUGUGAAUCGCUCAUGGUGCAAAGGCUGCUUUAAAUGUUCAAAGGUGUGUGCUCAACUUGAGAGGAAAGAUUUUCACCCCAAACCACCUUAUUGAUUUCAGGAAGAUUGUGGAGUUGGUACAGCUGUUCCCGAUUGUAUGACAUCCCUCAGCAGCUCAACUCAUGAAGCUUUUUUAAACUAUUCUUUUCUCUUAUUAAUUUUCUUUUCUUAAAAUAGCAUACAUUUGACUGGAGGCAGCCAUAUGAUAGCACAAUUAAAAACACUGUUAAACUUGUAAUACCACUUUUUCUUGAAAACGAAGACAUCUUAAACAAUUCCUGUGUUUAUGCUUGCUUCUUUUUGCAUUCUACAU